UAAAUCAAACGCACCGAAAUAAGCAUCAGACAGUUAUUGUUGUCAUGCACUUGUUUGAUAGCAUGUGAACGAGUAAAGUUUCCAACAAAUCUUGGAUACUGUGACCAGUAAUUUUGUUCUAUUCAAAAAUGAACUUCUCUGAAGUCUUAAAACAGUCUAACCAACUGUGCAGAGUUUCACCAGAUGGAAAAUAUUUGGCCACAUGUGUGCAGUACAGGCUGGUGGUGCGAGACGUGAACACCCUACAGAUCUUGCACCUUUACACCUGCCUGGACCAGAUAGUCCACAUGGAGUGGUCCUCUGACUCGCUCUUCAUUCUCUGUGCCAUGUAUAAGAGGGGACUAGUGCAGGUGUGGUCUCUGGAACAGCCCGACUGGUACUGUAAGAUUGACGAGGGCUCGAUAGGACUAGUCUCCUCGCGCUGGAGCCCAGAUGGACGUCACAUUCUCAACACUACAGAGUUUCAUCUGAGAGUUACCGUCUGGUCCUUGUGCACCAAAGCCGUAUCUUACAUCAAGUAUCCCAAGGCAUGUCAGAAGGGGAUAGACUUCAGCAGGGACGGCUGCUACAUGGCCCUAGCAGAGCGCCGCGACUGCAAAGACUACGUUAGCAUGUUUGUGUGUGACGACUGGCACCUACUGAGGCACUUUGAAACAGAGACCCAGGACUUGGCGGGGGUGGAGUGGUCUCCUAAUGGCUGUGUUCUGGCUGUGUGGGACAGCUGUUUAGAGUACAAGGUGCUGCUGUACUCGCUGGACGGCCGGCUGCUGUCCACCUUCAGUGCGUAUGAGUGGUCGCUGGGCAUCAAGUCUCUGGCCUGGAGUCCCAGCAGCCAGUUCCUGGCCAUCGGCAGCUAUGAUGAAAAGGUGCGGAUCCUAAACCACAUCACCUGGAAGAAAGUGACUGAGUUUGACCACCCAGCCACCAUCAACAAUACUAAAGCUGUGAUCUACAAGGAGGUGGAGAGGAGGCCGGUGGUGGGGAGUGCAGACCUGUCCAUCCAGCAACACAUCACCAUGGGGAGCACCCUUUUCAACACACAGAGUAAAUAUGAGAUCUGCCCAUUGCCAGUCCAGGUACCUGUGGUCAAACCUGACCUGGACCGUGCCAACCCUAAAGUCGGGGUCUCCUCCAUGGCUUUCAGCUCGGACAACCGCUACCUGGCCACGAAGAAUGACAACAUGGCCUGCGUGGUGUGGGUAUGGGACAUGCAGAGGCUGGGGCUGCUGGCGGUUCUGGAGCAGACGUCGGCCGUGCGCUGCUUCCAGUGGGACCCCCGUCGACCCCGUCUGGCCCUUUGCACCGGCAACGCCAAGCUCUACCUCUGGUCCCCCGCAGGCUGCGUCUCUGUCCAGGUCCCCGCUGAAGGUGGUUUCCAGGUGCAAUCACUGAAUUGGCACUGCAGUGGAGACUCCCUGAUCCUGCUGGGGAAAGAGCAGCUGUGUCUGUGCUACAUGGAGACGGAGGAGGAAGAGGACACCGACAAGUGAAACAGCCCCACAUCCUCUCUCCUAUGGGGCCAGAGCAUUAAGAUUAGUACUCCAAAGACUGUCUGACCCACUUCCAGACACCAUGCUCAAUCAGGGCUGUGGUCUGCACUCUGACAGUCAACUCCAUGGCCAUUAAACAGUGGUCAUGUACUUGCACUGGCCAGUGUUGGCCAUCACUGCAGGUAACGUUCCACUUAUUUAGGGGAGGACCACAAUAUAGGGCAGGCGAUGAAUGAGGUCAUAUUAAAGCUCCUGUAGUAUUUGUUAAAAGAUAAUGUUUACAAAGUCUAUUUGUCAAAUCUGUCAUUUUUAAUCAUUAAGUAUUUGAUUUGUGUUGAUGUCUAGAGGUAACAAUUAUUUUGUAAUAAAGUUUGCUACGAAUA
Messenger RNA from Coregonus clupeaformis (lake whitefish), 1873 nucleotides. RefSeq names its product WD repeat containing, antisense to TP73 (gene wrap73). Lineage: Eukaryota; Metazoa; Chordata; Actinopteri; Salmoniformes; Salmonidae. The coding region runs from base 129 to 1490 and encodes 453 amino acids. The record is from RefSeq and is a predicted model, not a curated record. Gene Ontology annotation, biological process: protein localization to mitotic spindle pole body; mitotic sister chromatid segregation; microtubule anchoring at mitotic spindle pole body. The transcript has 13 exons. Gene Ontology annotation, molecular function: protein binding. Gene Ontology annotation, cellular component: mitotic spindle; MWP complex; microtubule organizing center.